CGUUGGUGCCGUUACAAAAAGCCUCUUCUUCAUGAGCUCAAAGUCGUUUUCUUCACAUUCACAGAUUUUCAGACGCGACAGUGCUUUCAGUCAUGAUGAGGAGCUCUGUGUUGUUUUGCCUGGCUGUCAGCUUUGCCAUGUUUGGAUUUGGCCUCUCCCUGCAGUGCUACUCCUGCCCUGAUGGCCUCUCCAACGACUGUCAAGUCAAACAGCAGUGUAACCAAGGUGAAGACAACUGCAUCAAACUCACCAGUGGUGAAAACACCUACACUCAAUGUAUAAGGUACGCAGACUGUGACUUCAUGACUCUGGCCGUCAGAUAUUCCCUCGCUGAGUUUGAAUUCAGCUGCUGUGGGUCAGAACUCUGCAAUGGCCAAAAAAAAAGUGCGCUUCAGAAAUUUAAGGAUUUCUUUGGUUAAGAAAUAAAAAAAAGAAGAAAAUAAAUACGAACAAAUGUAGACUCUUCCAUGUAGCGUGUAAUUGUGGUACCACUGAUGAACAUUGUUCGCUAAACAAUAAAGUCUCGAUUAAAAAUAUUUUAAAAUCAACUGUCUUUCUAGAGGAAGUGUACCUUUAAGUUCUGAUGCUGAGGUCAGCAAAGCAUCAGUGAAACAUGUUUGACUGAUCUUAUGAGACAUAUAAAUAAACUGAAGGUUCUACUGGUCCA
Molecule: messenger RNA, 667 nt
Organism: Anarrhichthys ocellatus (wolf-eel)
Lineage: Eukaryota; Metazoa; Chordata; Actinopteri; Perciformes; Anarhichadidae
Product: CD59 glycoprotein
Exons: 4
Coding region: 93-419 (108 amino acids)
Source: RefSeq, a predicted model, not a curated record